AUGGGGCAUUUCAUGCUAUCUCCUCGUAAAGCGGAAGCAGCUUUAGAAGCUCAGAGGGGAGAAGAUGGCGCUGGGGGCCGCGCGAUCCAAUUCACAGGUGACAACACGGGUGCGGAAGACACGUACUACCGCUUGCAGAGUCUCUUCACUGAGACGGCUGCCUGA
This is a messenger RNA of Symbiodinium pilosum, 165 nucleotides long. Lineage: Eukaryota; Dinophyceae; Suessiales; Symbiodiniaceae. The record is from the annotation of a GenBank genome assembly.